Molecule: messenger RNA, 1593 nt
Organism: Papaver somniferum (opium poppy)
Lineage: Eukaryota; Viridiplantae; Streptophyta; Magnoliopsida; Ranunculales; Papaveraceae
Product: protein BASIC PENTACYSTEINE6-like
Exons: 3
Coding region: 152-1174 (340 amino acids)
Biological process (GO): response to ethylene
Cellular component (GO): nucleus
Molecular function (GO): DNA-binding transcription factor activity; sequence-specific DNA binding
Source: RefSeq, a predicted model, not a curated record
CGACAAGCAGGAUUUUUGGGUUGGGUUUCUCUUCUCGUCUCUGGAAGCUUCAGAACUCGUUUGAUGUUGUAUCACAUCGUGUGUUGAACUUAUAAUGUGACAGCAGAAAGUUCUUCUAGCAUCAACAUAGUUCUGCUUGGAUAUUCGUAAAAUGGAUGACAGUGGGCAGCAUGGUAAUGGGAGGCACAGACAUGAAUCUUACAAACAGUUUCACCCUCAGUUUAUGCUUCCCCCACAACUAAUGAAGGAUGACCAGGCAAGGAUAAUGAAGUUCAUGAGUAUCUUAGGUGACAGGGACACUGCAAUCAGAGAACGGAAUUUGGCUAUAUCAGAGAAAGACGCCGCUUUGGCUGAGCGAGAUCUAGCAAUCAUGCAAAGAAACACUGCCAUUUCUGAGAGGAAUAAUGCAGUGAUGGAACGAGACAACGCUUUCGCUGCCCUCAAAUACAAACUGAAGUCUUCUGUGAUAGGCAGUAGCGUGUCUCCAGCAUGCCCCUCAGAGUUUGAUAUUGCACGUGGAACGACAUACAUGCACCAGAUACAGCACAUGCAGCAAAACCACAUGGCCAAAGCUUCAUACAACCCAAGGCAGAUGCACAUGCAUGACAAUACCUCCUUAUCAGCUGUUUUGCCUGAAUCUCUGAAACCUGGACCGGGUGGGAGACCAGUGGAGAACAAGGUCAUUUCAUCCAGCGAGAUGACAGCAUCAAAGCCGCCUUCAAGAAAGAGGGCUAAGAGAGAAGGUGAGGGCUUGAAUAAGCAUGCCACAGUUGCCAACACGUAUGAGCAGUAUAUGUGUGGUAAUGGGAGCGGUGAAGAGGAGGAAGACCAACAGUGGACGAAGAUGGAGCAAAGAGGGCUAAAACAGGUGAAUUUUGACGCCUCUAAUAUGCUGCCUCCUGUUUGCUCGUGCACCGGUGCCCUACAACAGUGCUAUAGAUGGGGUAAAGGAGGUUGGCAGUCUGCUUGCUGCACAAAAACUUUGUCAGUGUAUCCUCUGCCUGUGAUGGAUAAUAAGCGAAGCUCUCGCAUUGGUGGAAGAAAGAUGAGUGGCGGCGCUUUCACAAAGCUAGUAAGCCGGUUGACUGCGGAAGGUCAUGACUUGUCGUUGCCACUUGAUCUAAAGAAUCAUUGGUCCAGACAUGGGACAAAUCGUUACAGCACCAUCAAGUAGAAACACAGCAGAAGAUGUAAAAACAAUACUGGACAUAAAUCAACUUGUAGGAUGACUCUAAUAGUGGCAAAGGUGGUAAGAUUGCUGAAACUUGCUAUGUGAUGUGAUGGCAGAUAGUUGCACAUACAAAGCUUUUUGAAUAGCUGACGAUGGAUGAGUCUACAAGGAAUAUUUGGGUCACAGGGGAAGCACAGGUAUCGGGUAUGAACUAUGAAGUGCAAAGUAAAGGGAAGAAAGUUUGAUGGAAAAGAAAAAGAAAUAGGGUUCCUCUCUACUGGCAUGAACAUGCAUUUUGUUUUGUGUUUGUACAUAGUAUGUGGUGGCGGCUAAGUGUCUUAUCUGAAGUUUCAUCUUUUUGUUAGAGCAAGAACUGCGAAGUUUCAAAAUUUCUCGACAGUUUUCAGUAUUACUUUUACACA